Molecule: messenger RNA, 903 nt
Organism: Aspergillus viridinutans
Lineage: Eukaryota; Fungi; Ascomycota; Eurotiomycetes; Eurotiales; Aspergillaceae
Exons: 1
Coding region: 1-903 (300 amino acids)
Source: RefSeq, a predicted model, not a curated record
AUGCUAGAACUACCUGGGCUCCGGCGUCCCCAAGAAACAGGAAGUGUUUUCCCGCUCAAGGACAAUGACAUCGCAAAUCUCAGUCGAGACCAACUCAUCCACGCUCUGGAUGCUGCUCCACCCUUAUGGGAGAACGGAGGGGUCCGAAUCGUGCGUGUUUCCUCGGGCGUCGUUGUCAAGUACGGCUCCGACGUCCACAUCUGGGAAGCCGCCAAUAUGCGAUUUGUCGCCCAACAUACAAACAUUCGGCUUCCCACGGUUCUAGACGCAUGGGAGACAAACGGGGAGAGCGGUCACGAAGAUACCAUAUGCUAUAUCGCGAUGAGUUACAUACGCGGCCAACAGCUUGACGAAGUCUGGCCUACACUGAGUGACGCUUCUCGCUGCGAUAUCCAGCAACAGUUGCACCAAUUCAUACAAGAGCUUCGACUUCUCAAAUCGGAUAAACCGGGUCCAAUCGGUGGCGGUGUCUCGAAUGGCGCCUUUUUCACCGACUAUGGCGCUGGCCCGUUCGUCUCCCAGGAGGAUAUGGAGCGGUGGUUUGAUGGCCGCCUUGCAGUCUGCCGUCAGUUUGGCCUCGUGGACCAGGCGCAGGAGGGCUUUCGCGGCCUUUUUCGAGACCUCGCGAUGUGUCAUAUGGAUCUUCACCCACGAAAUAUCAUUCUGGAUGGUCGGGGAAAGGUCUGGUUGAUCGAUUGGGCGUUUGCAGGGAUGUAUCCUGCAUAUUUCGAGACUGCUUCUAUCCUAAGGAACGGCUGGACGACCUAUUUCGGAGAUUGGCUGGGUCAGGGGGAUCGUGCGCGGUUUGGCGAGGAGAUAAACCGUCUCUUCUCCAUAUCAUUUGCGUUGACGACUGGAGCGCUAUGCCAGCCAACCGAGACAACCCAUGACAUGACCCGUUGA